Molecule: messenger RNA, 1210 nt
Organism: Neocloeon triangulifer
Lineage: Eukaryota; Metazoa; Arthropoda; Insecta; Ephemeroptera; Baetidae
Product: carbonic anhydrase 2-like
Exons: 7
Coding region: 75-1172 (365 amino acids)
Cellular component (GO): cytoplasm
Molecular function (GO): zinc ion binding; carbonate dehydratase activity
Source: RefSeq, a predicted model, not a curated record
GCUUAUUAAAUAGCACUUCAAAUGUCUAUGUCUACAGCUCAAGAUAAGCAGGAUUUACAACUGCCUGGACUGCCAUGUGGUCUACCACAACACUUGAAAGCGGACAUCAUAGAGGAGUGAUAGUGAUAAAAGGGACCGAUUUAAGACCGCGAACUGUCCGUGAAAAUACGCAAACUGCGGCCAGCAUCACUAGCUUUGCUAUGUCAGGACUGCGUCUAAUUUCUAUUUUCCUUGUCCUGUUAGCAGGCUUUGAACUGCAAAAGGCUGAGGGAACCGCGUACAGUGACAAAGUUCUUAUGAACUCUUCAAUGUAUAACUAUAAUAUGCAAUCUCAUUCAGGACCACCAAUGUGGAAGGAUCAGUGUUACGGUGAACGGCAAUCACCAAUUAAUUUGGAUGACGUGGAGAGUAUUCCUACGGAAUUUCCGCUACUCGAGUGGACUGGCCACUGGAAUGAGCGAGAGGAAGGAUUCAUCUUGAGAAACACGUGGCAUUCUGCUGAAAUCGCUUACACUGGAGAAGCACCUUUCAUCAGAGGAGGUCCCUUGACUUCAGAAUAUGUCUUGGCUCAAGUUCACUUUCACUGGGGAAAUUCCCCGCGGGAGGGAAGCGAACAUUCACUGGACACCCAUUUUUAUGGAAUGGAGGCGCAUUUGGUGCACUACAACACGGAGUUUGGCUCAGUUGAGGCAGCGGCCGGUCAUUUGGAUGGUCUCGCGGUGGUCGGAAUUUUCUUCAAAAGCUCGAGAGGAAACAACCAAGAGUUGAAUGGAAUCGUGACGGAGCUGGAAAAAAUAAUUGAAGGGGACAGCUCGACCCGAAUCGAUGGAGAUGCAAUGGAGUGGCUGGAGGCCUACGCGGACUUGCAAAACUACUAUACGUAUUCCGGGUCACUCACUACGCCGCCAUGCAGUGAGAUUGUCACUUGGAUUGUAAUGAAAGACCCCGUCUUAAUUGGUGAACGCCAGAUUGAGGAAUUCAAAAAGCUAAAAGGUCACGAAGGAAACAUCACUUCAAAUGUUCGGCCUGUGCAGGAGCUCAAGGGCCGUCAAGUGUUCCACUCGAACUAUGGAUUUUCUCGAAAUUCUGCUUCUAUUAGAUUUGCACCGUCUUUGAGUGGCCUUAUCGGAAUGUAUCUAUUGUUUGUUCUCCUCUUCACACAAGGCAAAUAGAAAUAUUAUCUAUCAUAUGAUAAAAUGUAAGCAAUUGA